GCUGAAAGCAUGGUUCAUUUUGGACAUUUUGAUCCCACACAUUUCUUUGCUUAUGUCACUUGAAAAGACCGAUACCUCCACCUGUGCUGGAGGAGAAGGAGGCUGUACUGCAGUAAUGCUUUACGAUGAAACCAAAGUACCGCACUUCCAUAAGGAUAGACGUGAAUUUAAAUUCGGCGAAACGCAUUUAUUUAUUCGUCAGAAUUGGAGCCAAGGUGGUGUGGCUGCUGUAGUAUGGGAUGCGGCAGUUGUUCUUGCUGAGUAUCUUGAUAAAAAUCCAGAUGUAGUCAAAGGCAAGCUUGUUCUAGAACUGGGAGCUGGCACUGGACUAGCUGGCAUUGCUGCAGCAAUGUUAGGCGGACACCUCACACUUACAGACAGAGCAAUGGCACUGGAAUAUAUUCAAGAAAAUGUUGAAUUGAACAUAAAAUCUUUGAAAACUGUGCCAAAAGUAACAGAGUUGGACUGGGGAAAGAACUUGUUUCAGUUUUCUGAUCCUUUUGAUGUCAUACUAGGUGCUGAUAUAAUUUAUAUAGAAGACACUUUCCAAGAUCUACUGGAAACUUUAAAGCAUUUGUGCAAUAGAAACUGUUUGGUGCUUUUAUCAUGUAAAAUAAGGUAUGACAGAGACUCUCGGUUUCUCUCUAUGAUGAAGGAAUUCUUCCAUAUAAAUGACAUAUAUUAUGACUCAAACAAAGAUGUCCAUAUAUAUGAAGCAUGUAAACAGUAGCAAAGAUGAAUAAAGGUAAAAUUUAUUUUGAUCAAUAAAUAUCAAGUUGAAUUAUAAUAUACAGGUAAAGAAAUGCACCAUACACUAAAUAAAACCAGUUUUGGAACUGUUCCUCUUGUUGUAAAUCUGUAAAAUUUAAAGUCAUAAAAUACUGUAAUGUAGUAAUUAUUUUUUCUAUUCAAAAGAGACUAAUGAUAUUUCUAGAGCAUCAAUUUUUUCAAUGGAUCAACUGUUAGGUUGACAAAUUGGAGGAUUAAAAAUAUGCACUUUAAUCUGAUACUUGAAAAUGAGGUUUUGUACUGUAAUUCAAUAAAUACUGGUUCAUUAAGCUUUG
Messenger RNA from Lingula anatina, 1064 nucleotides. Its product is annotated as protein N-lysine methyltransferase METTL21A. NCBI's taxonomy places the organism in Eukaryota, Metazoa, Brachiopoda, Lingulata, Lingulida, Lingulidae. The record is from RefSeq and is a predicted model, not a curated record. Gene Ontology annotation, cellular component: protein-containing complex; cytosol.